GCUGGUUCUUGAGCGGGUGAGCAUAAUACUCUGGUUGCUGGACAAACAGAUUCAUCAUUUUACAGUAGGAGAAAGCCAUAUCCAUAUCUCUGAUCCUAUCUUCGAUAUUUAUCAUUACCACAUCAUUUUUCAGUAUUACACAACCCAAAUUUAAUAUGACAGCAGCUACUGUGAACUUUGUGGAUCCUGUUAUGAAGGUUCAUAAUUUCAUUGACCAUGACAUACAUACAAGCACUAUCUACUUCCGGGUCAUUCAAAUGGACCAAACGCUCUUGCUCUGGGCUGGAACCGAUUCUUCUUUCACAAAUUUGGCAGUCGCUAUGCCUCCACGGGAUGAGAUGUCUAAACAAGGGGUGGGCUCACUACUUCUGGGCGAUUCAUUGCGGUCCACGGGACCAGCACAGCGAUUAGCGAAAUUAACCGGCAAGCAGAUUCAUCUGAGUAUCAAUGUCAGUAUAUCCGACAACGUACAGUUAGCCGAGAAGAUGGUUGAAGAACGCUUCGUCAGGGAAAUGAGGACGCAGCCAGAAAAGUUCUAGGGAUUCUACAUAGAUAAAAGAUUAGUUACAAAU
Sphaeroforma arctica JP610 is the source of this 572-nucleotide messenger RNA. RefSeq lists its product as hypothetical. The record is from RefSeq and is a predicted model, not a curated record. The transcript is spliced from 4 exons. The coding region runs from base 156 to 539 and encodes 127 amino acids. Lineage: Eukaryota; Ichthyosporea; Ichthyophonida. Gene Ontology annotation, biological process: proteasome assembly.